Messenger RNA from Nelumbo nucifera (sacred lotus), 3403 nucleotides. It is a transcript of the gene PLL1, whose product is annotated as poltergeist like 1. The record is from RefSeq and is a predicted model, not a curated record. Lineage: Eukaryota; Viridiplantae; Streptophyta; Magnoliopsida; Proteales; Nelumbonaceae. Gene Ontology annotation, molecular function: protein serine/threonine phosphatase activity. Gene Ontology annotation, biological process: protein dephosphorylation.
AGAUGUAACCGCGAAAAUGGUGCCAACGAAGACAAUCGAGGAAAAAUAAGUAAGAAAAUCUCUCUCCCCUCUCUCUCUCUCUCUCUCUCUCUCUCUCUCUUUCUCUCGAAAAUACAGUCUACUCUUGUACAGUGACAAGUCUUCUAUCACUUUUCUCACCGCACCGGAAAAAAAGAAAUUUCUAAUAAAAAUUAAGAAAAAAAAAACCAGAGAAAUCUCUCUCUCGCUCGCUCGUGUUCUUAUUUGUUUUCUUGCCGCGAAACCGCUCGGAGAUCUCUGCAAUAAGCUCCAAAACCACUAAUACUAUCAAAUGUGAUGGGAGGAGGUUUCUCGCGUUUCUUCCCAUGCUUGAAUCCGGCCAGCCAAAACCAUCACCCGGAUUUGAUAUUUACAGCUACUGAGCCUCUGGAUGAAACCCUAGGCCAUUCCUUCUGCUACGUCCGUUCGUCUGCCCGAUUCCUCUCUCCGUCUCAGUCUGACCGUAUCUCCCCUUCUCAGUCUCUCCGGCUCUCCCCCUCUCACGAGCCCGCUCUAAAAACCAGGUCCGGUUUGCCAGAAACCGCUUUCAAGGCCAUCUCGGGCGCUUCUGUGAGUGCUAAUACUUCGACUCCCAGGACUGUCCUCCAGCAUGACGUUAUUUACGACGACGCCACUGAAUGUGCUGGUGCUCCAAAGUCCAGUGUCGUCAAUGGCUUCGAGAGCACCUCGUCUUUCAGUGCUCUGCCGCUGCAGCCUAUCCCACGCGGCGGCGAUGCGUCGGGUACAAUUGAGCGAGGGUUCUUCAUGUCGGGGCCUAUUGAGCGAGGCGCACUAUCCGGGCCGCUCGAUGUGACCAGUGCUUCUGAUGGGGGAAGAGUCCCUUUCUCGGCUCCACUUGGUGGUUUUUACGUGAAAAAGAAGAGGAAGAAGGGGAUUUCUGGGAUCCGGAAGGCGUUUUACCGGAACUUCUCGGAGAAAAAACGACCCUGGGUGGUGCCGGUUCUUAAUUUCGUCGGCCGGAAAGAUGGUCCAGCGUCGGGGUAUGGAGGUGAACCGGAGGGAAAGAAUGAUAGCAACGUUCAGUGGGCCCAUGGGAAGGCCGGAGAGGAUCGGGUUCACGUCGUCGUGUCUGAAGAACAUGGAUGGCUCUUCGUUGGCAUUUAUGAUGGUUUCAAUGGCCCUGAUGCGCCGGAAUUCUUGAUGGGUAAUCUAUAUCGUGCUGUGUUUAAUGAACUCGAGGGAUUGUUUUGGGAUGCUGAGAAAGAUUCUUCAGUGCUUACAGGGCAAGAAAAUGGGAAUAGCGACUUAGAAAAUGAAGUUGGUGUGGAAGGAAAUGAACCGGGCCAGGAGAACACUGCCGGAGAGGCGGCAGAGGAUGAGGAAGUAGUUCAGAAGAACUGUGCCGAAAGGAUGGAAAACGAAGAAGUGUGUCAGAAAAACUGCGGUGAAGGGAUAGCAAAGGAUGAGGAAGUGGGUCAGGAGAAAUGUGGCGAUGAGGGGGCCAAGGAUGAAGAAGUUUUAGAGGGUGGCAAAGAUUUGAAUCCACCUUCUUUAAAUAGUGGGUCAGUCAAGAGAGUGACUUUCCAAUCAGAGCAGACGGUCUCAAGAAGGAAACUUCUUUGGGAAUUUCUUGCCGAAGCUGAGGCAGAUGAUGGACUCGAUCUUUCAGGUUCGGACAGGUUUGCCUUUUCUGUUGACGAUGCACUUCGCAUUAGUAACUCCGGUUCUUCCGUGAGGAAACGAUCUCUGUUGUUGUCCAAACUCAAAUAUGGGUUUUCCAGGAACAAGGAGGGUCAUACCAGGAAGUUGUUCCCAUGGAAAUACGAUUGGGAGGAUAAAGAGAAAAACGAAACUGAGAACAAAGUCGAGGAUAAAUCUUCUCGGAGCUUUAGGAAGCGCAGGGUGGGCCCAAUUGAUCACGAAUCAGUUUUAAGGGCUCUAUCACGCGCUCUCGAAAUUACUGAGUUGGCAUACUUGGAAAUGACAGACAAGGUUCUUGAUCGGAAUCCCGAACUGGCACUUAUGGGUUCCUGUUUGUUGGUUGUGCUGAUGAGAGAUGAAGAUGUAUAUGUUAUGAAUGUGGGUGAUAGUCGUGCCAUUGUUGCUCAAUAUCAAUCCCAAGCAUUCAAUUCUAGUAUGGAGCCAAAGGUACAGAGGAUUAAUGGGGCAGAAAUGGAGGGUAUUGUUGAAGAGUCAAGUGCCACUGGUAGUGCAGAAAAUGCAGGGGGGAAUGAGGCUCCUGCUCAAGUAAUGAGGUUGACUGCAUUGCAGCUGUCCACUGAUCACAGCACAAGCAUAGAAGAAGAAGUCUUACGGAUCAAGGCAGAACAUCCAGAUGACAACCAAUGUAUUGUUAAUGACAGAGUGAAAGGUCGUCUUAAGGUCACUCGAGCAUUUGGGGCCGGAUUUCUUAAACAGCCAAAGUGGAAUAAUGCAUUGCUGGAAAUGUUCCGGAAUGAUUAUAUUGGUACUGAACCAUACAUAUCCUGUUCUCCUUCUCUUUGUCACCGUAAGCUUGGUCCCACUGAUCAGUUCUUAGUCCUCUCAUCCGAUGGUCUAUAUCAAUAUUUAACCAAUCAGGAAGUGGUUUCUCAUGUUGAGAAUUUUAUGGAGAAGUUUCCAGAUGGAGAUCCUGCACAACACUUAAUUGAGGAGCUCCUAUACCGUGCAGCCAAGAAAGCCGGAAUGGAUUUUCAUGAGCUGUUGGACAUCCCACAAGGAGACCGCAGAAAAUAUCACGACGAUGUUACUGUUAUGGUGAUAUCACUUGAGGGAAGAAUUUGGAAGUCAUCAGGAAAAUACCUGUGAAACGCGUUUGCAAAUGGCUACACCUGUAUUAGUGACUUGAUACGAGUGAUUUCAGCAAGUAAAUCAAUUUACCUCUCAAGCCCAAUGUAAGUCUUACCAAGGGGCGACUGUCAUUCAAUUUAGCAAGUUCCAUUAGUGGCCCACUUUUCAUGGGUCGAAAGAGGAUUCUUUGCUUCACACUUACUCGGCAUAAGCUCACAGGAAGGAACCCCACGAAGAUGGUCGGGGUUGAUAUUUGAUAUUCCUGAAAGCUGCUGCUUCUUCAAAGUUCAAACAGAUGCAACGAUAGGUUUGGGAAUGAACCAAUUGGAGUCUGCAAGUGGAAUUGUUGGGAAGAGUCUUUUUGGGGAUAGAGUUGGUUUUCCUGUUAUGGGAUUUUGCACAGCGGUGGGGGCUCUUUGUGAAUCAUUCGUCUUUCCUCUUCUUUCUUCAUAUAUUUUUCCUCUGUAUUUUUUCUCUUCCAAGGAAAAUGUUGGGGGAACCGUCCGGGGGUUGUGGAGGAAUUACUGAUCCUGAACAUUUUCAUGUGAGAAAUGAACAGAACAUAUGUAAUCUCUCUCUUAGGUGGUCCUCCACCAAAGCGGUUUAUAAAAGGAAAGAAAAUUUUCCAUGAUUA